Sinocyclocheilus anshuiensis is the source of this 1751-nucleotide messenger RNA. RefSeq lists its product as uncharacterized. The coding region runs from base 320 to 1645 and encodes 441 amino acids. NCBI's taxonomy places the organism in Eukaryota, Metazoa, Chordata, Actinopteri, Cypriniformes, Cyprinidae. The transcript is spliced from 9 exons. The record is from RefSeq and is a predicted model, not a curated record.
ACUCCGGUGUGGGAUUUUCUGGCGCUGCAGAUCAGAUAUGUUCUCCAUGACAGAUCCCACUUUAAAGGUUCAAUGUAUUUACUUCCUUAUUUUGAUCGGAUUUAGCCUACUGAUUUUCCAAGAACAUUUCGUGUUUCACUCGUAUAAACGCGACCUACUGAGCUGAAGUCCGUGACACAUAUUACAAAAUUAUGUUUAGGAUCGUCGCUGUCUCCCCGCGGUUUAGAAACUGAUUGGACAAACUGAUCGAACGCUUUGAGACUCAACGGAACGGUUUGACAACUACAAUGGACAACUUUUACUGAUCUUGUACAGAAAUAUGAAGACGUUUGUUUUAUUUUUUGUUACGUUACUCGUGGAUGGUGUGUUUGGUUAUACGGAUGAAAUGAAGUCCGUGUCAGUGAUGGAGGGAGAUUCUGUCACUUUAUAUACUGAUCUUACUGAAAUACAGAAAGCUGAUCUGAUACUGUGGACGUUUGGAUCUGAAAGCACACGUAUAGCUCAGAUCAACAGAUUGGUUAAUAAGAUCUCUAUAUAUGAUGAUGUUCUUGAUGGGAGAUUCAGAGACAGACUGAAGCUGAACAAACAGACUGGAUCUCUGACCAUCACAAACACCACAACUGAACAUGCUGGACCCUAUGGAUUUUUGCAGAUCAUUGGUGGAAAAGAGGUCACACCCAAAAAAUUCAGUAUUAUUGUUUCUGUGCAUCUGCCUGUUCCUGUCAUCAGCAGAAACUCUUCUCAGUGUUCUUCACCAUCAGGAUCAUCAGUGUCCAGAUGUGUGCUGCUGUGUUCAGUGGUGAAUGUGGGUCAUGUGACUCUCUCCUGGUACAAAGGAAACAGUUUAUUGUCCAGCAUCAGUGUGUCUGAUCUCAGCAUCAGUCUCUCUCUACCUCUGGAGGUGGAAUAUCAGGAUAAAAACAGCUACAGCUGUGUGCUCAACAAUCCCAUCAGCAACCAGACUCAACAUCUGGACAUCACUCAACUCUGUCAACCAUGUUCAGCACCAGGUUUGUCCGCAAGUCAUAUAGCGCUGGUUUGCUUUAGUGCUCUGGCUGUGGCUGCAGUUUUGUGUGGUAUUUUCUAUUACUAUCACCACAGGAGGUCUAAACAAGCAGGCCAACCUGAUGGAGAAGAAAAUAUUAGGCUAACUAAUGGUGUAGUUAUUGGAAACGCUGGGGACGCUAAUCGGCUGAACAUUGCAGAUGGAGAAACACCUGAUCAGGAGAGACAUUCACAAAACAAUACUUUUGUGGAGAAAGAUGAAAUUAAGUCAGUGUCAGCAAUGGUGGGAGAAACUGUCACGCUACACACUGAUGUCACCGAAAUACAGGAAAAUGAGCUGAUACGUUGGAAGUUUGCCGAUUCCAAAGUAUACAAACUCGCUGAAUUUUUUGUCAUAGCUAAAUGGGAUAAAACAAACAAUGAGGAAUACCUACAUGAUGACAAAAAAUUCAAAGACAGGUUGCAUCUGGACCACAAUACUGGAUCUCUGAUCAUCACAAACGUCACACCUAAACACUAUGGACAUUACAAACUGCACAUCACCAGUGAGGGACGGAAGAUCUCAAAGACGUUCAAUCUUGUUGCUCAUGUCCCAAAGAAAAGACAGAGUACAAUCCUGAGGAGAGAAACUUGCCCUUGAUAACAGAAUGGGAGUGUAUAUAUAAUCCACAUUUAAGUUCAAUUGCCAAAACAAUGGAACAUAGUUCUACUUUUUUUAUACAGCCAUCUAAAAUCCCAAAUAUACU